AUGUCCUCUCAAAGAGGCUUAGAAAUUCCUCUCACAGAAGCAGCUGUCUCUCAAGUAAUUCAUGAUGAAACGGAUGAUAUUGCGCAAAGCUUCAGAGAAAGAUAUGAUCUGAGGCAAGGUCUUCACCAGCGGCACAUUCAGAUGAUUGGUUUGGCCGGCACAAUCGGCACAGGCCUAUUCCUCAACUCUGGCCAAGCACUCGCAAUGGGAGGGCCUCUGGGUGCCUUCCUUGGGUACACUAUUAUUGGCCUUGCUGUUUCUAGUGUCGUCCUCACUAUUGGGGAGAUGGGCGCUUUAGUGCCUCUCAGUGGAGGUCUCGUCCGGUAUUCACAAUUCUUCUUCGAUCCUGCCAUGUCCUUCGCUAACGGAUGGAUUCAAGUAUACUCAUACUUGGUGACUAUCCCUGCUGAGAUCGUGGCAGCUUCGAUCUUAAUUGAAUUCUGGAUUACUGUCAGCAGCGCAAUAUGGAUCACUGUUUUCAGUAUGCUGAUAUUCGUUACUGCGCUAUUUUUCAUCAGAGUUUAUGGGGAGAUUGAGUUUGCAUUUGCGAUGCUGAAGAUCUUACUGAUCCUUGGGGUAAAUAUUAUGGCACUUGUGAUUACGUGUGGUGGAGGACCAAGUGGCCAAUCGAUUGGAUUCAAAUACUGGGAAGACCCAGGGCCCUUCGUUCAGUACUUUGGUAUCAAGGGUGCUUUGGGUCGAUUUCUCGGUUUCUGGUCAACUCUGAACAACGCAGUGUUUGCAUUCGCAGGAGCUCAAAAUAUUACCGUUGCUGCAGCUGAGACGAGAUCUCCAAGGCACGCCAUCCCAAAGGCAACAAAGCGCAUAUUGGUCCGCAUCUUUCUCUUCUAUGUUAUGUCCAUAUUCAUGGUUGGUUUGGUUGUUCCUUCUAAUGACCCCAACCUCCUUCAUUUGACUGGCACAGCUUCCCAAUCCCCAUUCGUUAUAGCCGCUCGUCGGGCAGGAAUACAGGAUGUACCCUCGAUUAUUAAUGCCGCUAUAAUCACUUCAGCCUACUCAGCUGGCAAUUCAUUUAUCCUUGUCGGCUCCCGAAUUCUCUUUGGCAUGGCAAUACAGGGACAUGCUCCUGCGGUCUUCGCGCGGCUGAACCGAUUCAGUGUGCCUUAUGUGGCCAUCAUCUUCUUCGGGGCCUUUAUGUCCUUGGCGUAUAUGGUCGUCUCUAAGUCAGCAAUCACAGUCUUUAACUGGUUGCAGGCCGUUGUGGCAAUCUCUACUUUGGUGGACUGGGGAAUUAGCUGUGUCGUAUAUCUCCGAUUCUACUACGGUUGUAAGAAGCAGGGGAUCGACCGCUACAGAGAGCUUCCGUGGGCUGCCCCUUUUCAACCUUACUCGACCUGGGCUUCGCUUGUGCUGAUCCUCCUUUUACUUUUUACUGGAGGUUUCAGCACGUUUAUUCAUGGCCACUGGAGUUCUGAAACAUUUAUUUCGUCGUACAUUAACAUUCCAAUCUUCCUAGCUCUGUACUUCGGCUACAAAUGGUGGAAGAAAACGCGUAUCCUCGCUUUGGUAAAUAUUCCGAUUGUCGGCUUGAUGCAGUUCUACCUCGGCCAAGAAAACAUCGAGCCUGAACCACAACGUAAAAAGGGACUUGCGAAACUCAAUAUUCUUUGGUCGUAG
Penicillium samsonianum is the source of this 1638-nucleotide messenger RNA. RefSeq names its product putative amino acid permease. Gene Ontology annotation, cellular component: membrane. Bases 1 to 1638 code for a protein of 545 amino acids. Lineage: Eukaryota; Fungi; Ascomycota; Eurotiomycetes; Eurotiales; Aspergillaceae. The record is from RefSeq and is a predicted model, not a curated record. Gene Ontology annotation, molecular function: amino acid transmembrane transporter activity. The transcript has a single exon. Gene Ontology annotation, biological process: amino acid transmembrane transport.